GGAUUACGUUAUAAUGAAAUAUUUAUUUUUUCGAGAAUGAACGAGUCGAAAAAACUCGAAGAAGAGAUUAAAUUCUACAGAAAUCUUAUCAACAACUACAAAACAACAGGUUCACAGUCUAACAGUGCACCAAGGCCCCACAAUGCAUCAAAGCAAUACAAUGCACCAAGGCCCCAUAAUGCAUCAAAUCCAAGAAAUGUGUCAAUGCCAUAUUAUGCCUCAAAGACUUUCAAUGCUCAAAAAAUGGACUCGGGAGUAUAUCACGAAAAAUCUAGUCAGUGGUCAAGGAAUUUCUCCACAAAUAAGACUUGGACGAAACAAUGUCAGAAAAAUUCAGUACCUAUAAUUAGUAAAGAAAAACAGGCAAAUUUAGAUGUGUCACACAGGUCCAAAAAUGAAUCAAAGAUUGUAGCAGAAAAAGGACAUAUGACUAAGCCAGUAGUUAAUAUUCCAAUGACUGGAUCUCAAGAGCCACAUCCUCACAUAAUUGGAGUAAAGGAUGUUGCAGAACACAGACUUAAAGCUAAACAGGAUGUUUCAUCUCAUAAAACUAAAUCCGGUAAGCCAACCAUGGGUUUAUGUAAAACUGUGCCUCAAUCAGGGAACCUUGCGAAGCCAGUAAAACCUUAUGCAAUAGAUGGUAGAGCCAAAUGGAUGAAACCAACUGUAUCUGAAGAUAUACCAAAAACAGAUAAUUUGCCAA
Molecule: messenger RNA, 703 nt
Organism: Owenia fusiformis
Lineage: Eukaryota; Metazoa; Annelida; Polychaeta; Sabellida; Oweniidae
Source: the annotation of a GenBank genome assembly